CGUGGGUUAUCUCGCGAGCGCACCGGUCCGCUCGACAACCGACUCCGAAGUCGCCGCCGCGGGUUCAGCAGAUACGCGUGUGCACACACGCCGUCGCCGCCGCCGCCGCCGCAGACGCACACAGGACGACGUCACGUUCUAUACCUGCGACGGACCGCGAACAGCGCACGGUACACGUUCAGUGUUGUUGUUUCUCGUCGAAACCGCGGUAUACUCGGUCGCGACAAAUAUAUCACGCGCCGGUCGCAGCCAGUGGCCACCACUGCGAGACACCACGCACCCGCCGCCGCCGAUUCCCGCGAGUAUACCCAGUAUAUUUUUCAAAUUGAUUUUGUUGUGGCACAACUGAAAGAAAAAAUUCAUUUGACGUCUAACGAACAAUACAGCUCAGGAGGUGCAUUAUACGUCACUGAAUUAGUGAUUGUUUAGAUUUGACUUGGUUACCUAAGUUUUGAAGAUGACGACGCCUGUUUUUGUCUCGUCGAGGGUAAGGGAAAACGCAUCGAAUAAUAACGGGCAAUUCAAUCGUGCGUCUCAACGGAUAUUCAUCACACCGGCGGCAGCGGCAGCGGCACCGGAUACUGCCAGUACCAAAGGGAAGACUAAUCAUGCGACAACACAGGCUAACAUGAACUCGGCCGAUUUAAUGGAGUCAGACGAGAGUAAAAAACUAGGGCCAAAAAAUCGGAGCCAGCAAUUUUAUUCCAAACAAGAUAUUGUGGAACAAUACUGCCUAAGCGAUAAGCAAUUACAAGUAUUAAACAGGGUUAGACAGCCUCCAGCAUUGUUUGGAUGCAUAUCCAGUCACAGAGAGUCUUCUUGUGGUGCUAGAAGCUCGCCGAAUCUGUUGACCGCCUGCGUUCGACGUCGAAUACCCAGCGAUGAAAACCUCCAGGACCUGUACAAACGACUGCCCGCAGACUGCGCUCCGUAUUCGCGGUGGUCGAGAUACCAUCACUGCCAUCCUGACGUAUUCCCCGUGCAUCACUGCCACCAAUCGGACCUUGCUGAAGCACCGCCACCGCCACUGUGUCAACGAUCGCCGGCUAUCAGACGUCACAAAUGUUGGCCUCCCGAAGACGAAGGCUGUCCACACAGGACGUGUCAUCCGACGUGCCACGGACGGUCUGGCGGAUUCGAUUGUCCCGAAUUCCAUCCAUGUACGCCUCAUUAUUUACCUCCUCCACCCCCUCCGCCAGCACCGCCACAAUCUACUUCCAGAAUGAGACAUGUCAGUUUUGCCAGGUCACAUACUGUGACCUCAUUCGACAAUGUUUCUUUAAAAUCAGCCAACAGUAGCAAAUCGUUAGAAAGGUUAAUUGAUGGUAGAAAAACUCCAGAACCUGUUUGCCCGGUCGAGUCUCCAAAAAUAAUUGUAUUAGAAAAGAUAAAAAGAGCACAAAAAGUGCAAGCUACGCAAACAGACUGUGCACGAGAUACAGGUCCAGCAACGGCGCAUAAAAUUAAAUCAGUAACAAAAAAAAAUGUACAACAAAAUGAGAUACCAAAAUCAAUUAUUAGACCAUCAGAACCACCUUACAGUAAUGAGAUAUUAAUUGACUUUGAGCCAAAAGAUCCUCCAUAUCGGAAGCAAAACAAAACUAUCUUACACAAAACCGUGUCAGAUGGUGAAAUUCUAAUUGGCGAGAUAGCAAGAUGUAGAAGUCGAGAAGAUGUAGAAGCAUCAGUAUCUGACGGUGAACAAUGCUACAAAAAUUUAGUAGCUGCUUCUUGUACUGUUGAAGGUUCUUUGGAAGAUUUUCACGAAAAUGAAAGCAUUCUGUGUGAAGGAAUUUAUAAGUCUAAAAGUAGUGUUUGUUUAUCUGAGUCACCAAAUAAAUGUAGAACAAAAACGCCAUCGUCUUCGAAUGAUCAAGAUCCAAGUGAUCUAUCUCAAACUACUGUAUUGCAGUUUGAAAAUUCAUCCAAGAAAAUAAAAUUAAAAGAAGAUAACUUAUGUGAUGUAGUACAAAAGAAAAUAAUAAGAUAUACCGAUCUUCCGUUGAAGUCUUCAGACCUAAUUGAACAAGGAAAUAGUCAAAACACUUUAGAAAAUAAUUGUCCAACGGUAGUAGAGCCGUCUGAAGUUUCAACUUCUACUGAAGAUUAUGUGACAGCUACAGAUAGUACUUCUUACACUACUACCCCAACACAAGGUCCAUCAGUUACAAGUAGUUCAUUCGACAGUGAAUCUUCAAAAUACAGUUUGCCUCAUCCUAUUUUUGAUCAUGACAUGACGAUUGAUCCAACUGAUCCAAUUGAUGAAGAACUCGGAGAUGGCGAAGACUCAAGUGAUGAUGAAAGCAGUACGUCAGGAAGGUCCAUACCAAAAACCAAAUUGAAGACUUUAGAAGAAUCAAACAAGUUGAAUAAUCCAGAUCUAAUAUCAAGUAACCGCGUAACAGCAAAAUGCCAUACAGAUGAUACUAAUUCAAAUUUAAUUAAGAAAUUGAUGGGCAACGGUUUUGCGACUAAAAUAUCAUUACCUGUCUAUUCUUCUGAUGAGUCUUCGAAAGCUCCAGAGCGGCGCAGAAGGCCAAGUCCUAGACGAAAAAGUAUAGGAGCUGUAACAUUAAUUAACUCUAUUGAUAAGAAACCAUCGGUAGUAAAUAAACCAGAAAAACGAAGAGAAUCACUUCCUGAAAUUCUUAGAAAACCACAAAUAAAUCUAGAUAUUAUGGAAAAAUCAAAAACUGAAUUUAAUCUAGAAGACAAACCUAAAUGUUUAUCGCAAACAAAGUCGUCUCAGAUUAAUUAUUUAUCUCAAAUAAAUAAUUUAAACUUGAAAACAGUGAGCGCAGAAUCUCUACGAUCUAUUAGCCCGGGAAGUGAUUCAGUUUUCUACAGUGAUCCGUGCAGUAAAAUAUCAUUGUCUAGAUGUACACGAUGUAAUACCGAAGUUGAUGCAGAUUAUAUUAAUAAUUCAAAUAGCGAUGUCAUUAAUAUUGUUAAGCCGCCGGAAGGUUUUGGGGAUUCUCCAGAAGAACCCCCUACAACGCCUAUAAAAAGAUCGACAAAACGAUAUCGUUCAGAAGAAAGAAGACGAAACACUAGGUCAGAACAAACUCGAGCUAAAUCUGAAGAAAGGGUAAAACAUAUAAAUGAAAAAGGGAGGCCAAUGACUAGAUCAACCAAUGUAAGUAUGGAAAGAUUAAAUGGAAGUAGUUCUAGCCUUCAUUCAGACGAUGAUGAUUGGUCAGGAAUAUAUACAACACCGUUUACGUCUUUUUCAUGGGUAUACAUAGAUGAAAUAGAAGAGUUCUAUGUAUGGAAAAAGCCUUCGGAUUUGCCAGAUAUAAAAUGUUCACCCGAAUUAAAACGAAGAGAUUCCAUUGAAUCUACAUGUUCAGAACACGAGUUUCGGGUAAAAUAUCAAACAAUCACGCACAGAAUGGUACACAGAAAAUCGAGUUUAGAAAUGUUCAAACGAAUCGCUUCAAAAUCUUUUGAUAGCGACGAACGUUUAAUGGUAAAACGUGAAUCUGGAGAAUUCGGUUUUCGUAUUCAUGGGGCUAAACCGGUCGUAGUGUCUGCAAUUGAAACGGGAACGGCUGCAGAAAACUCUGGUCUCCAAGUGGGAGACAUAAUUAUCAGCAUCAAUGACAUGUGUGUACUCGACGCGUCACACUCGGAAUUUGUCAAUGUCGCACAUAGUGGUUCUGAUGUCUUGGAAUUGGAAGUCGCCAGGACUUGUGAUAUCUUAACGCCAGUGAUCAAUCCAUCCGAAAUCGAAAACCGCAUCGUUAUAGCCAGUAAACUGUGGAAAUUUAGCAUUGGAACGAAAAAAAUGAAAAACUGUUGGCAGCCUAGAUAUUUUUGUCUCAAGACGGACAAUUGUCUCUACUACUAUAAAUCUGCAUCUUUGAAGCGAGACAGACAUCCACUAGGAGCACUUAAUCUUAAAGGGUUCACUGUGAUGCAGACAUCGGACACGGGAAGGAUGUUCAGCUUCCGACUGGAAAGAAAGGAUCACAAGAAAACAAGGUUACACAUAGCAGCGAACAGUGCAGAAAACGCGGAUCGCUGGAUCGGAGCGCUCAAUGAAGCUACCAAAUGUGCAUCGAUGGAAUGGCUCAACGAGGACAACUUAAAAUCCGUGGUCACCAUCGAUCCGCAAUCGGACUGCCAGGGUUUUCUCUCCACGUUGGUUCACCACUGUGGAAAAUCGUGGAAAAAAUAUUACUGCGUUCUUAAAGGUGCUAGGCUGUAUUUUUUCGUAGACAGCGUAACCCGAUUUGCCAACGGAAUGGCUUGUCUCCACGGUUACAAAGUGCAAAGUUCCGUUAACGCUAGCGUAAGGAAAUUUGCGUUCGAGCUUAUACCGCCCGAUCUGUCAUUUCGAUAUUUUUAUUUUUACACGGACACCGAAGUAGACAAAAGAAGAUGGAUAGCUGCUCUAGAGUAUAGCAUAGACCGUUGGAUAAACGUUUCAUGAUAAUAUAUUGGGUUCAACAAGUUUUCGUCAGAUCAAUUCCAAUAAUGUCAGAAAUAUGAAGCUAGCUUGUGAUAUCAUUCUUACAUUUAUAUUUGGACCAUUACAACAUAAACAGCGUAAAAAGAUUUACUUUUAAAUAUUUCAAUAUAUUUAAAUCGAUAUAUUCAUUAUUUUUAGUUUAAGAUUAAUAAACAUAUAAUUUUAUCUAUACAUUAAAAUUAUAUUUACAUAGAUAG
Messenger RNA from Rhopalosiphum maidis (corn leaf aphid), 4671 nucleotides. RefSeq lists its product as uncharacterized. The transcript is spliced from 26 exons. The record is from RefSeq and is a predicted model, not a curated record. Bases 458 to 4435 code for a protein of 1325 amino acids. Gene Ontology annotation, molecular function: protein binding. NCBI's taxonomy places the organism in Eukaryota, Metazoa, Arthropoda, Insecta, Hemiptera, Aphididae.